This is a messenger RNA of Parasteatoda tepidariorum (common house spider), 280 nucleotides long. The record is from RefSeq and is a predicted model, not a curated record. Lineage: Eukaryota; Metazoa; Arthropoda; Arachnida; Araneae; Theridiidae.
AUAUUUUCGCUGGAUCUUCAUGAAGUUAGCCUGCAUAAAAUAAUUCAAAGUAUUCCAGAAGCCACUGAUUUUUUUGAUUGGUCUCAAGACACACUAGCACCUGAAAAAAGAAAGGAAGUCUUGAUCAGGCGAGCAAGAAUAAUUUCCUGUCUAAAGAUUACUAUUAUCGUGCUGCUGGUUUAUUUAUUGCACCGUAUAAUUUCGCUGAUUCUUUGAAAACACAUUUUACAAUGACUGUUUUGCGCAUUAAGAAAAUAAAACUUUUACUUAGAAAAUUUUA